GUGAAAUCAACGACAUCUUAUCGACUCGGAAUUUUUCCCAAAUCCUUUCUAGUAUAUCCUUCUGAAAAUUUUUGUGAUACUGUCCAAAAGGGUCCUUUUCUCGUCGGUUGAUCGAAAGUGUUGAAUUCCAAUGAAAAACGAACGUAAUUCGGAAAUUUACUGUGCGGAAACUGUCGAGAAAAAUUCGAAAUUUUCUCACUAUAUGGAAAAUUAUUUGUGGAAAAUAGUUUAGGUGGUGGACUCGGGAGCUGAAUUUGUGCUUUUGGCACAAAAAUGUGACCAGCAAGUCGAAAAGAAAUCGUUUUUCGAAUAAACAUCUCAAAAUUACUGACGAAAAAAAAUUUUUUUUUGGGAAUUUUCACGAAUAUACGCAUUAAGGAUGUGAAAGAGUGAGAUGAGAUAUUCUCUUGAACACACACACAUCCGUCAUAAAGAAGCUGCGCAUCCUUGCUAGAGGAGCCACGCAGAUAUCGACACCGAGCAGCUGUGUACGAACAUUAAAUUCGGAUAUUUCCAUAAGAAUACACACCCAAUAAAAUAUAUAUUUAGUUCAGGCUAAAGGCGGAUCCUGAAGUUUCUGUGAAGUUGAAUAUUAUCUCGAAAGGAUACUUUUUUGUCGCCGAAGUAGAAUUGGUGUUUUUCGAAAACCUGACACGUAACGUGAAGAAAAUUGCAAGGAAAUAAAAUUAUUCGAAUUUCCUGAAUGAUUGUCCGGUACCGUGGCAAGAUCAAAAUUAUAUAAUGAAACGCGGAUAUAAGAGAAGACGAAAGGGGAUAUCGCCGAUAUUUUGUCUCGGCUAACCCAACAGCUUACCCUCGAUCAAAUCAACCUAAAGGAUAUCUAUAUGCACGUGAAAAUAUGGAAUCAAAAAUAAAAUGAAAAUGAUUGCUCGUAACAAUAUUUUAGAUACUUAAAACGUUCAAAAGGAAUUUUUCAAAAUUCAAAUGUGACUUCGGCAGUGAAAAGGAAAUCACCGUGUAAUAAGUGUGAGCAAGAACUGUGCGAGCGUUAAGAGAUAGUCACUCGAAACGCUCUUUUAAAAUAAAUUCCCAAAGCCUAAUUAACUACGAGACACGGUUUUCCUCCAUACUGGAUCAUGUACAUUAUAUUGUUCAUCCAAUUUUUCGUUCAGCUUGUUUUAUGUCAGUACGAAACGACUACACAAUGGCCAUUGGAUUCGUAUGGAAAAACGCAAAGAAUGCAACCUGGAGGAGCUGGACGGCAAAUUUACAGUCACGGGUCCAUGCGACCCGUAUCGACUGCAACAAAUUUGCAACAACCACCUCAUAUAGAUGAUCCUCGUGCGCAUCGGCCCUACUUGCCUCAUGGUAUCCUCACCACUGAACCGUUAAAUCCGGGUGCUCCGCCUCCAGUUGUAACUAGCUUGAGAGUGAUAAGUGGUGCUCGAGCUCCGGGAGGAUUUGCCAAUGCAGGAGGUAUUGGUAUGGGACCUGGAGGUUUAAGUGGAACAGGAACUGGCGGCGUUAGAGGGGAUCUAUAUGGAGUCAGAGAAUUCGGUGAACGCCAUGGCGAUAUCUUAGUGGGUGGACGUAUGAAGGAGCGUUUUCAAGGACCCGUUAAAAUUACCCAUGAGAACGUAUUUAGACCGCAGAACAGUCUUGUAAUUGACGAGUCCCACCUGUUUGUGCCGAAUGAUGAGGGUGGUCAAGAUUGCGAUUUAUAUUGUCAGCCAUGGGAGUGGUUUUGCCCAAUUUCUUGCCUGUGCAUACCGAAGGAUGCGCGGUGCGAUAAAAUUCAACAGUGUGAAAAGGGCGAAGAUGAAGAAGAUUGUAACGGAACCAAUGAGGAUAUUGUAAAUAAGAUAGCUUAUGAAUGUGAGGUUACCGGAACUCAUAUCAUGUGCCCCAAAACAUAUCGAUGCAUUGCUAAAGAAUGGCUUUGCGAUGGAGACGAUGAUUGUGGGGAUUAUUCCGAUGAAACGCAUUGCGGGGCUCGGAAUAAUUGCACUGAAGAUCAAUUCGAGUGUGGAAAUGGAUUUUGUAUACAAAAAUCCUGGGUUUGCGAUGGCGAUAAUGACUGUAAAGACUAUUCAGACGAAGCUAAUUGCUCUAAAAUGGCAUGUACUUCCGAACAUUUUCAAUGUGCUGAUGGUUAUUGCGUUUCAUUAUCCUUCCGCUGUGAUGGAGAAGCCGAUUGUGCUGAUGCAUCAGACGAACUAAACUGCCAAACUCCUAUGGCUAGCUGUCCGGAAGGGGAGUUCAAGUGUAGAGGAGGUCUCGGUGGAGCCGGUGGGCCAGGCGGUAGAUGUGUGCUCCAACGAUUCCGCUGUGAUGGCGAUAACGAUUGUGGAGACUGGAGUGAUGAGGAAGGAUGUCCGAAGAAACCGUCAAGUUGUACUUCGAGUGAAUUUAAAUGCGAAGACGGAUACUGUAUACCGAAGCGCUGGAAAUGUGAUGGUGAACAAGACUGCGAUGGUGGCGAGGACGAAAAAGAGUGUGGAAAUGUUGAAAGUAAUUUACCGAGAACAUGUGGUCCAGAUGAGUACACAUGCCGUAAUGGGCGUUGUAUUUUGAAUACAUGGCUGUGCGAUGGGUACCCUGACUGUUCGCGUGGUGAAGAUGAAGUCAACUGCAAAAUGACCUGUGACGUUGGCCAAUUCCUGUGUCCUGCUAGGAAAAACUCAACUAAUUUAAAGAUUUGCGUACACCAAAAGCAUGUAUGCGAUGGGCACAAUGACUGCCCCAGUGGUGAAGACGAACAAAACUGUCCCAGUCAAAAGCCAUGUCCUCUGCACUCAGCAUGCGAGCACUUGUGUGUUAUAACACCAGAAGGUCACGACGAGUGUAGUUGCCGCGUUGGAUACACUUUGCAUGAAAAUAAGCGCAACUGCACGGACAUCGACGAAUGCCAAUUUCUCACUGCCCCUGUUUGCUCCCAAAAAUGCCACAAUACUUUGGGAAGCUUCACAUGCUCAUGUGAACCUGGCUAUAUCCUCCGACCAGAUCUUCGGUCCUGUAAAGCAUUAGGCGGAGCAGUCCAGCUGAUAAUGGCCAAUCGAGGAGAUAUUCGCCAAGUAACCCUUAGCAAUAAUCGCUAUACAUCGAUUGUAAAAGGACUGCACAAUGCUAUCGCCAUCGAUUAUCAUUUUAAGAAAGGACUUCUGUUCUGGUCUGACGUAUCAACGGAUGUCUUGAAAAUGGUCUACAUGAACGGCACGAGGAUGCGUGAUAUCAUCAAAUGGGGUCUAGAGUCGCCAGGAGGAAUUGCAGUUGAUUGGAUACAUGAUUUACUAUUCUGGACUGAUUCAGGAACAAGAAGGGUUGAAGUAUCUAAUUUUCAAGGAAAUUUGAGAGCAGUGUUAGCCGCGAAUGAUCUGGAUAAGCCGAGGGCAAUAGUAGUCCAUCCAGGGGAGGCUUAUGUUUUCUGGUCCGAUUGGGGUCCAAAUCCGAAAAUUGAAAGGUCAUACAUGGAUGGAUCUGAGAGAACUGCUAUUAUAUCAAAAGGCGUAUUUUGGCCUAAUGGAUUAGCCAUCGACUAUCCUGCUCACAGGAUUUACUGGGCUGACGCUAAACAUCACGUAAUUGAAAGUUCCAACUUUGAUGGGUCGGAGAGAAUGAAGAUUUUAAGCAACCACCUCCCACAUCCUUUCGCCCUAACUAUAUUCGAGGACACUAUGUACUGGACUGACUGGAAUACGAAAAGUGUUUCGGCUGCAAAUAAAAUUACAGGAAAAGGUUUCCGAACAGUUCAUGAAGGCUUACAUUUCCCUAUGGACAUUCAUAGUUACCAUCCGGCCCGACAACCGAAUUUCAAUGAUCGUUGCAUGAAGGACCGACGCGGGUUGAGAGGAGGAUGUUCCCAUUUAUGCUUGCCGAAUAAGAAUUCAAGAAGAUGUGGAUGCCCAAUUGGAUUGACAUUGAAAGAGGAUCAGAAAACAUGUAACAGCGCCCCAGAUCGUUUGCUUCUUGUAGCCCGUCGCAAGGACAUUCGCUUACGUCAAUUAAACUCUAAAGCGUCCAACAGCGAAGUCGAUAUGAUAGUUCCUUUGGAUGGGCUCAAAUCGACAGUGGCAUUAGAUUGGUGCAGCAAAUCUGAUUCAGUAUUUUGGACUGAUGUAGAACGGAGUGCUAUUUAUCGGGCUCACUUGAACGGAAGCAAUCAACAAAGCGUAAUCCACACCAAUCUCCAAUCUCCAGCUGGAUUGGCUUUGGACUGGGUAACAGAAAAGAUUUACUGGACUGACCCUGGAACCAAUCGUAUUGAAGUCGCAACCCUGGACGGCACACUUCGGGCACUAUUAGUAUGGCAGAAUCUAGACAAGCCACGGGAUAUUGUAGUUGAUCCCAUUGACGGUUACAUGUUUUGGUCUGAUUGGGGAACAAGGCCGAUGAUUGAACGAGCAGGCAUGGAUGGAAGUGGCAGGAAGGUCCUUGUGUCAGAGAAUCUACAAUGGCCAAAUGGUUUGGCAAUCGACCAGGAUGAUAAUAAACUCUACUUCGUGGACGCUGGGACGAAAAGCCUGGAAUAUAUUAACUUCGAUGGAACUGGAAGAAAUGCAUUGAUCAAAACCGGAAUAGAGCAUCCGUUUGGUUUGGACUUGAAUGAAAAUAAAGUAUUUUGGACAGAUUGGGACACAAAAAGUGUACAAAUGGCUGACAAACUUACUGGGAAGAAUCGAAGAACUAUCAUUAGCAAUACCAGUGACCUAAUGGAUAUUCGAGUUUUCCACCGUAAUCGUGGGCAUUUUAGAAAUCCAUGUGGGCAAUCUAAAGGUGGUUGCUCCCACAUAUGCCUGCUGAACCCGAGUGGAUACAGUUGCGCAUGUCCUAUUGGUGUGAAACUGACCGCCGAUUCAAAGACUUGCCACGAAGGACCCUCGAGAUACAUCAUCGUUGCACAUCGAUAUGACAUUCGACAAAUUUCAUUGGACAUCGAGCAUUUGAUCGAUGUCGUCCUUCCACUGCCUCCCAUAUCCAAUGCAAUGUCAGUCGAUGUAGAUCUUCAAACUGGAGAAAUUUAUUGGUCAGACAACUAUGAAGAUGUAAUCAUGAGCUCUCGAUCAGACGGGUUGCAUACACGUCAAGUUAAUGCUGAGAGUUUGGACAGUGUUGAUGGAUUGGUUAUCGAUUCAGUUGGAAGAAAGAUCUACUGGACAGACUCUGGCCGGCACACAAUUGAAGUAAGCGACCUCGAUGGGGGAAACCGUUUGGUCUUAGCCUACGAAGAUCUCUACUCUCCGCGAGGAAUCACACUGGACUAUGAUUCAGGAUUCUUAUUCUGGACCGACUGGUUAACUUACCCUAAAAUAGAAAGGUCUCAUAUGGAUGGAGAACAAAGAAUUAAGAUUGUUACCGCUCACCUUGGAUGGCCUAAUGGAAUCUGUUUCGAUGUAGAGCAGAAACGAGUCUAUUGGACAGACGCCCAACUCAAACACAUUGAAUCUUGCGACUAUGAUGGAAACAACAGGAAGAUUAUAAUCUCCGAGCUCCAGCAUCCAUACGGCAUUGCAGUAACAGACAUGGAUGUGUAUUGGACAGACUGGAAAUCAAAAGCGCUUCACAUGGUUAAUAAAAACAACGCAUCGAACACAAAAGUAAUAAAGUCAGACAUUGAGGGAUUGAUGGGCGUUAGAGUUAUUUCGAAAAAUGCAACACUUUCGGAGAAUGCUUGCAAAAUCAACAAUGGAGGCUGUUCCCACCUAUGCCUGCGUCACCCAGACGGUUACAGUUGCAAAUGCCCGACUGGUCUAAGAAUGAAGAAUGGUAGCGACACGAUUUGUGAAGAUAUUCCUGAGAACUACUUGAUAUUCGCACUGCGAUCUGGAAUCGGUCGAAUUUCAAUGGAUACCAAGGAUCUCAUGGAUGUCGUCCUGCCAGUCAAUGGAGUACAUGGCUCCGUUGUUCUUGACUACCACUACAAUCUCUCGCGAUUAUUCUAUGCUGAUGUGAACCUAGAUGUCAUCAAGAGUGUAGACCUAUUAAAUAUGUCUGAUUCAAAAACGAUUGUUGUCAAGGGAUUGCAUACUCCCAACGGAUUGGCUGUUGACUGGAUAGCUAAUAACAUUUAUUGGUCUGAUAGCGCCGCUAAAAUAAUAGAAGUCGCUAGAUUGGAUGGUACCAGCCGAAAGGCAAUUUUGAAAGAGGACCUUAGUGAUCCUCGCUCAUUGAUAUUGUAUCCUAAGAGAGGAUAUAUAUUCUGGUCCGACUGGGGAGACCCUGCUAGAAUUGAAAGAUGUUUAAUGGAUGGAUCAGGGCGAAAACAGAUUGUUCACACCAAUCUUGGUUUCCCUACUGGACUGGCUAUCGAUUUUGAGGCUAGACGACUUUACUGGGCCGAUGCUUUACAAGAUCGGAUUGAAAUGUCUGACUUCGAUGGCGGAAAGAGGAAUUCCAUAAUACCGCGAGCUGAACAUCCAUUCGGUGUGACACUGCUCGAUAAUUACAUCUACUGGACCGACUGGUAUAACAAAUCCAUCUUUCGGGCAUCUAAUUCUGGAAAUCUUAACAUUGAAGAAAUUCGACAUGGUCUCCGCGGAGCAUUAGACAUACGCUCCGUGUCGCCGAACAGGCAACCAUUAGAUUGGAACCCGUGUGCUCACGACAACGGUGCUUGUUCCCACUUGUGUUUCUUCAAAGGCAAAACAUACAGUUGUGGAUGUCCUGAUCAACCUGACGAUAGAGCUUGCAAGCUGGAACCAGCUUAUGUUAUCCCAAUGCGUCCAGAAGAUGGAUCUGAAUAUUUGGAUGAAGGACUUCCAGAUACUUCGAAUGAGGAUAAUUUCGAUUCCAGCUCGACUACUGCCCAAGAACGUAUCAUAAUUGUUGGUAGCGGAAUUGUUAGUGUCCUUUUAAUUGUGGUUGUGAUUGCAAUUAUAGUUUUAGUUUUUAAUUCUAAACGAAAGAAACCCAAACGUGCAUCGAGAGGAUCAAGCCGAUCGAUUCUGACCUUCACUAAUCCAAAUUAUAAUGUCGCGGAUGGAACACCGUUGGAGACGAAAACUACAAUUUGGAAGAGAUUCAAAUAUGAUAAGUGCGGGGAUCGAGUAUAUGAAGAACGAAGUCUCACAGCUGAAACAACAUCAUCGAGUUUAAUGGUCCCCACUCCAUCCCCAAUGCCAUCCCCUUCAGGCAUGGCAUUAUCAACAAUAACAUAAUAUAACAACAUCAAAUGAGCAAGACGCUACCAAUUAUUGUCUUAUAAUAAUAUAAUAACUACAGGUGAAAAAAACUUAGCAAGUACAUUUAGAAAAUGAAAUUCUAUAAAUGUAAAUUGAUAACCAGAAAAAUAAGCGAAAUAACAAAGUAUCCAUUUAUAUUUUUAUUUCUGUAAAAAUUCACAUUUAGCGGACCCUUUUGGCGAAUACCUACAUUCAUUUAGUCCCACUUAUAAUUUUCACAAUAUUUUAAAAGGGUUGUAAACCUACGAUAAAAAAACUAAAUUACUUAAUAAAAUUGUAUAAAGUCCAAUGCAAAAUUGAAAUAAGAGGCACGGUCGUUUACUACUGAUAAAAAUGUGUAUAACACAGAAAAUUCAAAAAAAAAAAAUUAAACAAAAACAAAUUUAUAAAUAUUUCGAAUUAACAAAAUUUACUUUUGAUAUUAGAAAAAAAGUGAAAAAUAAUAGAAAUUCUGAAUUGUUAAAUAUUUUUAUUGUGUUUUCAUUUGAUCUUAUUUUGUAAAUAAAAUGGAAAAAAGUCUCAAACGAAUUCUCAAAAGAUACCGACAGUAAAAAUAGGAUUUUAUUGGGAAAUGUUUAGUUUUAGAUUUAUAUUUAGGAUAUUGAAUUGUUUAUGGAACUUUUGGCUCAAAAAUUUUGGAUUAAGCGAUUAAAAAAUAAUAAUUUCAUAAAAUAUCAGGAAUCGGUUUUGAUAACGACACAAUAAGUAUCUUGUAACGCCAUAGUCAGUAUCUGGUCAAUGAUUACUAUUCAUUUAAUUCUAUCUUCUUUUGCUAGUCCCACUGAAAACUUGAUAGUUGUGAAAAGAGAAAUUAAAUAAAUCGAAACGAAUCUCAGAAAGUAAAUGUGCAGCUAUUACAAUGGAAUUGUAACAUUUCAAUAUUUGACUUUUUAAUAUUUUCUAUUCAUAAUAAUAUAUAGAACGAACUAAGCAUAAACAAUUUAAAGCAAGAUAUAAUCAAAAUUCCGAUCAAUUUUCCUCGUUUUCGUUCUUAAAAGUAGAUCUAAGUUUUGAUCUAAACAAAGAAUUAUUAGAAAGAAUCGAGCACCUAAUGCAGGGGUGAAAAAUAAACUGGAAGUUUUAGCAUGUAUUGUUUUUUCCAUGGUAAAUGAUAGUGUAGUUUAAUUGUUUAAUAAGAUUAAUGAAACUGUACGUAAUUCAUAAGUGAACUAAUAAAUAAUAAGAAAAUUAUAAAUCAAGUGCUACCAACUUUAGCAAUUUAUACCUAUUCCGACAACAUCCAAAGGAAAUGCUGUAAAUAAGGAAUUCAAAAUAGGUAUAAACCAAAAAUAAAAACUAAUUUUCAAAUUAAUUUAUACAUAAUAAUUAGUAUUAUUUUUUAUUUUUGUAAAAUAAAUGAAUUAUGUAUUUUAAUAAGAUCUAGUUUUAACUUUUUACUCUAUGAAAAUUAUAAAUUUAAGGAAAAACACUUCAUAACUUAGAAAACAAUAAGCUUUUUUUUAUCUAGAGAGAAAGGAACGAUAUAUUGAGUAUAAGUGUUUACUGCGAAUCGUUGAAUAUUUUAUUAUAACAUAGUUUGAAUUAAAAUAUUCAACAAUCGCCUGUGGAUUGAGAGUGCCAAAUUAUUAAAUUAAGAUUGCAUGAAAAAUACAAAAUAAUACAAAAUAAUUUGCAUACUAUACUCUUUAUAUAGAAUAAUAUCUAUUGUAAAAAAUAGUAUUGUAUUAACUGUAAUUAUAUUUUUUAAGGCGUGAUAGAGACAAUGAAAAUUAGUUAGUUCAAUUAUUUGGAAUUCAAUGGAUCCAUGAUAUAUUUUUAUUUUAACUUUUUUAUUUAUUCUAUCCGGAUUGCUGCCCUGACCUGAAAUUCACUGUAAAGAAAAUUACACUCGGAAAAUCUAAAGAUUUUAACUAACUUCCUUAAGGUAAUAAUCAAUACCAACAUGAAAAAUAAAAUCGCGAUAAAAACUAAACAGUCAACUGAAAAUAGUCUUACGAACUGUUAGGGCGGCAUUUCUCACAUAUAUACGAAUUUAUAUCUACUCAUUUUGCAAUAAGCAAAGAUACAUAUUUAUAUAUAAUCGGUAUAAAUCCGUUACAAGUUACGGGUAUUAAAAUACUUUUUGUAUGUAUUAUACUUAAUGUUACAGUUUUUUUUAUUUUCUUAUUUAAUUUGUUUUCUACCCAAUAUCCUUUGCGCUGAAAUGUGACUACGAAAAAGGAAGAAAAUUAAGAGUAUGAAAAGCAAUGAUCCCGACGGGAUCUGUGUCAUUCGCAUAUUUGGCAACCUGUUACCAUUUUUUGAUUCCACUUUAGGCAGCUUUCGUAGCAACAUUAGUAUUAAAAGACUUAUUUUGAUACUACUGAACUUCAUCCUACUCAUCUGAAUUACGGUCCAAAUUAAACUGAUUGGCAGACUUUAGGAAGUUUCCUAAAUAAUGUUCUUUUACAUGGGUUUUCCUUGAAAAUUAUUGUAUUCGGACAGGGCUCUGUCACGCACGUUUCUCCUAUCAUACAUAUUACCCCAAUCUACGCGUGUGGCUAUAAUGUUGGUGGAAAAGGGCAGCCUCUGAACAGUCAGACAUUACCAUUGUAAUCGGCGCCCCCUUUUAAUGGAAUAUCCCGGAUCCAUUUCAUCACAUUUAAGAGAUAAGGAUUCCUUUUGCGACGACAUCGAACUUUCUAACUACUUUGGGUGAUUUCUUCAAAUUCUCGAAACAGAAUGCUUACUAUAUGAUCAGGUCCCCUUCAUUACAGAAACCAAAUUAAGGAUUAACUUACUUACUAAUUGCUCGGUUUGCUUCUUUGCUGUAGUGAUAAUGCAAUAACCCACUCAUGUAAAGAAGUAAAUCUUUCUUCUACAGAUGAGCUUCGAACUUUUUGCUUGGCCUUUAAUUCAGUAAAAAGUGUACCUUUUUUCGACAUCUGGAAACUUGUACAGUCUUUUGAGUAAGUAAAGUACGUUACCAGGUGUCAUUUCAUUAGGAUUUCUGUCCACUUAUUUUUUCCUUGGUGCAUUAGUGCUGGCUUAAACAUUUCACUGGCUGAUAGCCAGUGAAAUGUGGUAAAGCCGCAAAUACUUGGGCCUCAGAUUGGUUGCUUUAAUCAGAGGUGAUAACCUCCGGUCAUUUGAGACAGCAUUUCCACCGUCAAUAGAAAACCUAGCGCAGAAAACGGUCCAUCAUGGUGAGCACAUAGCGAUAUCCAUUGACAGAUGGCCCACUGUUUCGAAGUGUGCACUUUGGAAUCGGCGUUCUGGUACCGAAAAUUUACUAUUGACUGAUUAUAUGUGUCGCCCGACUUUGUUGGCUUGGUAUGGUGACAUGUCCAUACCGAAUCCAUGAUGUCCUUUUCGGCUUACGACUAGAUGAAUUUACUUCGAACCAUAUUGCUCGUAGAUUGGCAACUAGUAUGGAAUGCACUAUUUACCAUGUGCUCCCGGUUGUGUAAUACCUAGCGCGAUAUUGCAACACACUGCUGUAGUUGAUUUCUAGAUUCGGCCGGAGCACCAGGUCAACGAUGGAUUUGAAUUCAGGAAGUUCUCCAAUUCUUCGUCUUGUUGUCUACGAUGCUUGCUUCCAUUCUUGAUAGCGGGUCUGCAUCUACAUUUCCCUGGUCUCCUAUUGAAUGUUGAAUGUUCUCGCUGAAAUGCCUUAUGAAUUCUAGCGGUGAGCCUGCCUAGGGCACACUUUUUCCGACCUCUGUGUGAAGCAAUAUACCGAUAGUUUGUCAUCAUUUCGGAUCACGAAAUCUCAUCCUUAAAAAAGGCGUUUAAAUUGCGAUAUAUCCCUAAAAGUUCGUGGUUCCUUCCAUGCUGUUCCACCGCUCAGCCGAUCAUAACUUUUGAAAGCGGAAAUUUAUCGGCUGCCAUUGAAUGACGGCGCCGAUUCUGUGGUCAGUCGGAGAGGUGCUCCUUCUUUGUUUAGUCGCCACACUUCACUUACAUUCCUCGAAUUCUGCCAGUGUUUCCAAGGCCCAUUUAAUCGAGCGUUUGUCGUUCUUCUUCGACUCUCCUUGAAUUUCGUGUACUGGCGCUUACAUUUCGGCUCCACUCUUCACGAACCGGUUUUCGAUUUUCGUGUGCUGCGGAUUGAUCGGACCUCUUUGACAGUGAGGUUACACCCCUACGAGUUGUUCUGUAUCCGAAGUAAUCUAUGGCUAAGAUGUCGUCAAUGAAGUCCUGCCUUUUGAAUACCUGCUCCAUGUAACGCUGGAAAUUCUGAGCAGCGUUUCGGAGUCCGAAUGCCAUCUUCCUUGGCCCCCAGGCUUUGGUGGGUUGUAACUCACGCAAAGGUUUGAAAUUAAAAUAUCAACAAAAACUUUAUUCAAACGAGAAUUCUUUUCAUAAGGACUACUUGUACGGUGCACCGCUCUCUCCAAAUAGUGAGUUUUGGCACUUGGAGCUGCUACACGGGUCCGAGUUUUCUCACCAUUCAAUUAAACAGGGAUUUGGUAAUCCUGUCUUGUCGUCCCAUCGUGCGAUACUGGCUAGAAUACCUCUGUAGAUUUCACUGACGUCCCCAUUUCUGUUGGUUCGUUAACGGUGUGUUGUUUAGGUAGAUGUAGAGCUCUUACUUUUCUUAUACCGCCUUUCUCCAGCCAAUAUCAUGAUGUCGUCGAGCUGCUCCAAAUGGUCACUGCUUUUUGCUGUGCUAACACCGUGUUGCUGUCAUCUUUGUUCUUGAAAUCAGACUUGUCCCAAGAUCCUGUUUUUCGAAUACUGCUUAAUUGCUCUGACAUAGACUGCCCACACUGUGUAUUUCCUCCGCAACAGAUAUUGUAGACUACAUUGGUUUGAUUGAAGGUAAAUAUUAGAUCCUUCAGUCUUGGUCAAAAUCAUCCUAGGUUGUGGCGAGUAUUGACACUUAGGUUGUUAUCCAAUGAUCAUGUACAAUCUCUCAUAUUCUUUCUGACUCUCCUGCGAUAUAGAUGUGAAUGGAAUGUACCCAUGAAACGGGUGGUAUUUCUUGUAGUAUUUGCAGCGAUAUUGGCUAGCAUUUUAUUGUAAAGAGCCUUCAAUCUUUUUUCGGGAAACCAUUUCUUUCCAAUACUGCGGAGACCUCGGUCUGCUUGCGUUAUGAAAUUCGU
Hermetia illucens (black soldier fly) is the source of this 12187-nucleotide messenger RNA. It is a transcript of the gene Lrp4, whose product is annotated as low-density lipoprotein receptor-related protein 4. NCBI's taxonomy places the organism in Eukaryota, Metazoa, Arthropoda, Insecta, Diptera, Stratiomyidae. The record is from RefSeq and is a predicted model, not a curated record. The transcript has 19 exons. The coding region runs from base 1098 to 7115 and encodes 2005 amino acids. Gene Ontology annotation, molecular function: calcium ion binding; protein binding.